UAAGAUUUUGAUACAUCCGGCGCCAUCUCCUGAUUGCUUUAUCAACGAAAAAGGUAAACAAGAACCCACAUGAUUCAAACUCAAAUAUUAUCACAUUAAACUCAUCAAAAUGUAUUACCUGAAGACAAUAAAAACAGGAUUCGCACUUUUUAAUAAACUAAUAACACCACAGUUUACCCACAAACAAUAUCUCCAACUUUAUAGGAGGCAUAACCUCUUUGAAGUGCAUCAACAAAAAUAUACAAUAAACCGAUAUUUUUCAACAAAAACCGACAAGAAACAUGUAAAUGUUGGAACAAUUGGUCAUGUAGACCAUGGCAAGACAACUUUAACAGCUGCCAUUACAAAAGUCCUUAAGGAAGAUGGACUUGCAGAUUUCAUCUCAUAUGAUGAGAUUGACAAAGCCCCAGAGGAGAAAGCCAGAGGGAUUACAAUUAAUGCUGCCCAUAUUGGCUACAGCACUAAAAAACGACACUAUGCCCACACAGACUGCCCAGGACAUGCAGAUUAUGUAAAAAAUAUGAUUUCUGGAGCUUCACAAAUGGAUGGAGCUAUUCUUGUAGUUGCAGCUACAGAUGGUCAAAUGCCACAAACAAGAGAACAUUUACUGCUAGCCAAACAAGUUGGCAUCACAAAAAUAGUUGUCUACAUCAAUAAGGCAGAAAUAGUUGAUAAUGAAGUUUUGGAUUUGGUUGAAUUAGAAGUCCGUGAAUUACUCACAGACUUUGGUUUUGAUGGUGAUGGCUCACCAAUGAUUCGCGGAUCAGCUCUGCAAGCUCUCGAAGGAAAAGACACCGAAUUUGGUGUGAAAUCAAUUCGUGAAUUACUAGACUCCAUUGAUAAUUACAUACCAGAUCCGCAAAGAGACUUAACAUCCCCAUUUAUGUUACCAAUAGACAAUGCUUUCCUAGUUCCCGGUCGUGGAACUGUUGUAAUUGGGACCAUAGCAAGAGGAACGCUUAAAAAAGGCGAAGAUGCUGAACUGUUAGGUUUCGACGCCCAGAUUAAAACCGUUGUAAAUGAUAUUCAAGUGUUUAAGAAGAGUCAGCCAGAGGCAAAGGCCGGAGAAAAUGUUGGUGUUCUACUCAGAGGAGUUAAAUUGAAGACAGUUGAGCGAGGAAUGUUACUCUGCGCUUUAAACAGCGAAAAAGUCAGCAAUCGAUUCAAAGCGAGCGUGUAUUUCCUCACACGCAGUGAAGGCGGACGCAGUAAACCAAUUAUAAGUAAAUAUAUACAGCAAUUAUUCAGUAAAACAUGGAAUAUUGCUUGUCGAGUUGACUUGGAUGAGAAUGUGAAUAUGAUUAUGCCGGGAGAACAUGGCGCUGUUACCCUAACCUUACUAAACUCAAUGGUGAUGAUCAACGGCCAAGCGUUUACAAUCAGGGAAAAUAAUGUAACUGUUGCUACCGGAAUCAUAACGGAAACUUUACCUGCCGUUCAUAUUAUGACUACUUUAAGUAAAUUGAAUGUUUAGAAUUGUUAUAUUUAUAAAAUAAUACUUUAAUAAAUCAAAAUCUUACCGUUA
Molecule: messenger RNA, 1525 nt
Organism: Dalotia coriaria
Lineage: Eukaryota; Metazoa; Arthropoda; Insecta; Coleoptera; Staphylinidae
Gene: mEFTu2
Product: mitochondrial translation elongation factor Tu 2
Exons: 4
Coding region: 110-1474 (454 amino acids)
Biological process (GO): mitochondrial translational elongation
Cellular component (GO): mitochondrion
Molecular function (GO): translation elongation factor activity; GTP binding; GTPase activity
Source: RefSeq, a predicted model, not a curated record